AUGGUAUCCAUCGAAGGAGAAAAACGGCCGUCACCAUUUAGUGUUGAAAGUAUAUUGGAACGAAAAGAUGAUAUACUCAAGCCUCUUCCAAUGACACCAGCCUCUGCAGCUACAGUCGCCCCGAUGACACCCUAUCCUGUGAGGCUCUCACAUCCUUUCGAGACGGCAAUGCUCUUCUUUGGUCAGCCCAGAUUACCGGCACCAUUGUCAGAUAGUUCUCCCGAAUCUAUCGUAUUCUCGCCGCACUCAAUUCCCUCAUCACAAUGGAUGAAAUCGCCAAGUACGCAAAGCACUCCACCUAGUAGCAUAGCAGAACGAGCUGAAUUCAGUGCUUCACUACAGUUGACCGAAACCCAAGUGAAGAUUUGGUUUCAGAAUCGUCGGGCCAAAUCGAAACGACUUCAGGAGGCAGAAGUGGAGAAGGUGAAAUUCGCUCAAGCAAGUGCACUAGCUGCAGCAGCGGUUGUAAACGCACAGAACGAUCCGUCAAAGACUUUUCUCACCUUUGGAUAUCCAACACAGUGGUGA
This is a messenger RNA of Strongylus vulgaris, 528 nucleotides long. NCBI's taxonomy places the organism in Eukaryota, Metazoa, Nematoda, Chromadorea, Rhabditida, Strongylidae. The record is from the annotation of a GenBank genome assembly.